AUGGCUCCCAAGGCAAAGCGAGUCAUCAAGCUCCACAGGAAGAAAGUGGAGAUCUCGGAGCGCACCGGAAAGCCGAAGAGAAUCCGCCAUGAUCGGGGGGCCGAGGCGGCGAAGCGCCAAGCGAAGAUGACGAAGGAGGAGUGGAAGCGCUGGCAGAAUCCGAGGGUGGCUAAGGAGUGGUCGCGCCCCGAGUACGUGUUCGAGCCCCGCGCCGCCAACGCGAUCUACGUGCGGGAUGGUGGAGAGGGGGCUUACAGGGACAAGACGUAUGAAAUCGUCACGCGCUGGACGGCUCAGACUCAGAUCCGCUACCGUCCUCAUGCGAAGUCGCCUGGCUCGAAGAGCCACCUGAGAUAUGAGCGCUACGCCAAGGCGAAGACUAUCGGUCAGUCGCUCGCCUUAGGCAGCAAGCCGAUCGACUGGUGCUACGACUUCGAGCAUGGCUUCAUCAAAGUCGUGGGCGGCAAGGUCCGAGAUGAGCCCAUCGAUCGAUCCAAGAUCGAAAGUGAUGACGAGCUCACCGCGGUGGACCAAGCCAUCAUGCGCUGGUUCAUCCGGGAGCUGGCGAAGCGGUACAACUUGAAGGUUUCGGACUUGCGGCUGGAGCAUGGUGCAAGCGAGAGCCUCAUGAUGCGAGCCCACCGGCUCGUGGCAAACCGUCGCGCUAAGGCCAUCCUCGACAAGAAGCGCCGCAUCAGUGACGACGAUGUGGAGAACGUCCUCCAAACAUGGGCCUUUGCCAGGAACAUGGGCCGGCUGAACGUCAUGCCCGAGGGUCAAGACUGGGUCAAGUCGGACACUUUGGGCUUGCUAAGGGAUCGAAUGGGCAGCAUCCACGUGACUAAGCCGACCUCUGCCUACGUCUCCGUGGCCAAGAUGUUGAACAAGUGGUUGCAGCAGCGGCUCCCUAGCGCAGCUGCCUCCUUCAAGUGGACCUCGAUCAACCUGAACUGCAACUACGCAGCCCGGCGACACCGCGAUGCGAACAACUUCGGCCCUUCCUUCAUCCAGGCCUUCGGAAGCUUCACGGGGGGCGAGCUGAGUGUGUGGCCGGAGGAUGACAAGUCCACGGGCCUGAGUGCUUUGCCUUCCUAUGCCAAGCAGACGGUGGACAUCAAGCGCAACCUUGUCCUCUUCAACGGAAACACGGCACAUGAGGUGAAGCCCUUCAAAGGCGAGCGCUUCUCGGUGGUCUACUUCUGCUGCGGCUGCCAUCCUCAGACACCGAGGCCCGUGGCCAAGGAGCUGAAGGACCUGGGAUUCCAGCUGCCCUCUGCGACAGAGGAGCGUCACAAGCUGCUGUCGAAGCCCGAAGGCUAUGGCAAGAAGGUCACAAGAGUCCGCAAGACCGUCCUCAAGGUCUUCCCGGCGAAGAAGUGA
Symbiodinium natans is the source of this 1380-nucleotide messenger RNA. Lineage: Eukaryota; Dinophyceae; Suessiales; Symbiodiniaceae. The record is from the annotation of a GenBank genome assembly.